AAGGAUGUUGCUUACAUUGCCGAAGUUGUUAGGAAAUGCUAUUCGUGUUGGAUCCAUGAGGAACUUGGCGUUCAACAGGGCCGUUGGAUUUAGUGCCACGACCACACUCACCAGAGGUACUAUACCGCAGUUGCGGCUUGCUCAGAAAGCGUUCAACUCACAAAUUCCCAAAGCAACAGCAGCCACUUCAGUUCUCAAGAAGUCUAGGAGGCGAAGGGGAUGGGCAAAAUGGUUGACGGUAAGCACGCUAGUGAUCGGUACCAUUUCGUACAUGGGAUAUUUGGUGACACCGGACUGGCGAGAGAUUGUCGAUAGCAAACAUUAUUACUCAAAUUGGAAGAUUAGGACGUACUUGUCACUACCAUUCAAUGCGGCUUCCCGUCUUGUAGGCGGCAUUGCAAACCGGGAAAUCCCCGUAUGGCUUCGAGAGCCUAUCCUGGGCUUCUUUGCCCGGAUGUACGAUUGCCGAAUGGAUGAAGCCAUAGAGUCAGACUUUAGGGCUUACCGCUCCUUUGCUGCCUUCUUCAAUCGACAACUUAGAAAAGAAGUGCGACCGAUUAGCGCAAGCUCAUUGGUCUCCCCUGCUGAUGGUGUCGUACUUCACUAUGGUAAAGUUGAAGAUGGAAAGAUCGAAUAUGUCAAAGGACACGACUAUGAGGUUGCUUCCUUUCUUGGUGAUGUCGAAAUGACGCAAAAGGAUGAGCUUGACCUCUAUCAAGUUGUGAUUUACUUGGCCCCUGGAAAUUACCAUGCUUUCCAUUCACCAACAAGAUGGGUUGCAAAAAUGUGCCGUCAUGUUCCAGGUCUGCUGCUGUCAGUCCGUCCAUCACUUUUGAGCCAUGUCCCUCACCUGUUCUGUCUCAAUGAGCGAGUAGUACUAAAUGGAACAUGGAAACAUGGAUUCUUUUCAUUAUCAGCUGUCGCGGCUACUAAUGUCGGAGAUAUUGUUAUCGAUGCUGAACCAACGCUGCGAACAAAUUUGGUAAGGCGGAAGAAGGAUAAAAUAUUGCAUAUUGAAACUGACAUGCAUAGUGCCUAUCUUCCUGGUGAUCGUGUUGGAGAAUUCCGAUUAGGCUCUACUGUUGUGCUGGUUUUCCAAGCUCCACCGACGAUCAAGUUUGCCAUCAAAGCUGGCGAUCCUUUACGUUAUGGCCAGAGUCUGGUUGUCGAUGGACUUUAGGAUACAUCCAGUAAUUAUAGCUGUUCUAUGUGAUCAUAGCUAACUAGUCAGCUUGCACGCUUUCACAUGCACCUCUUAAACUCUACAGGGCCAGUUUUAUUAAUUUGUGUGUUAAUUUUUUUUACCGUAUUGUCAGGCACUUACACUUAUUCA
Cylicocyclus nassatus is the source of this 1333-nucleotide messenger RNA. The record is from the annotation of a GenBank genome assembly. Lineage: Eukaryota; Metazoa; Nematoda; Chromadorea; Rhabditida; Strongylidae.